Numida meleagris (helmeted guineafowl) is the source of this 940-nucleotide messenger RNA. It is a transcript of the gene NKX2-2, whose product is annotated as NK2 homeobox 2. Gene Ontology annotation, biological process: regulation of transcription by RNA polymerase II; cell differentiation. The transcript is spliced from 2 exons. NCBI's taxonomy places the organism in Eukaryota, Metazoa, Chordata, Aves, Galliformes, Numididae. Gene Ontology annotation, cellular component: nucleus. Gene Ontology annotation, molecular function: RNA polymerase II cis-regulatory region sequence-specific DNA binding; DNA-binding transcription factor activity, RNA polymerase II-specific. Bases 1 to 753 code for a protein of 250 amino acids. The record is from RefSeq and is a predicted model, not a curated record.
AUGGCCCGGAUCGGGCCGGGCUGCGCGGCAGGGGCCGGCCCGGCUCUGCCAGCCGCACCGCUCCCUCCCUCCCUAUCGACGCUUUCCUUGCGCCUUCCUGCUCGAGACCCCCCGCCCCCCCUCGUCCUGGCCGUCCUUCCCCCGUGUCCCCGCACCUGUGACCGCGGCCCGACGUGUGCCCUCGGCGUCGCGCUGCACGGGCUGGCGGCCGGAGCGGGCGGCCCGGAGGCCGGCUCCAAGUCCCCGGAGCCGUCGGCCGACGAAUCUCCCGACAACGAGAAGGAGGCGGCGGGCGGAGGGGACGCGGGGAAGAAGAGGAAGAGGAGGGUGCUCUUCUCCAAGGCGCAGACCUACGAGCUGGAGCGGCGGUUCCGGCAGCAGCGGUACCUGUCGGCGCCGGAGCGGGAGCACCUGGCUAGCCUGAUCCGCCUGACGCCCACUCAGGUGAAGAUCUGGUUCCAGAACCACCGCUACAAGAUGAAGCGGGCUCGGGCCGAGAAAGGUAUGGAAGUGACUCCUCUCCCCUCCCCGCGGCGGGUGGCCGUGCCGGUCCUGGUGCGGGACGGCAAGCCCUGCCACACGCUCAAAGCUCAGGACUUGGCGGCUGCCACCUUCCAGACGGGCAUCCCCUUCUCCGCCUAUAGCGCCCAGUCCCUCCAGCAUAUGCAAUACAACGCCCAGUACAGCGCGGCCGGCAGCCCCCAGUACCCCACAGCGCACCACUUGGUACAGGCGCAGCAAUGGACUUGGUGAGCGCGGGUUGAGCGCACGCACACGGCCCCCGCACGCACCCACACACGCAGAGAGGAGGAAAAAAUAACGAUAAAGAGACACGAAAAGGAGGAAAAAAAAUAAGAGAGAGAGAGAGAGAGAGAGAGAGAGAGAGGAAGAGACAGACUGAUGCUCCGAAACUAAAAUCGAAACGACGGGGGAAGGAGCG